CUUUGUCCUGCUAGUUUCCGUUUGUGCCAGUUGCAUGGUAGCUAGCAAACAUACGUCAGCUCCAGUUUACCUCGAAAAGUGAAUUGUUGACUGUUGUGAAUAGAGUGUCAAGCAUCUGGGAAAUAUUAGCCUAAAGGUGUGUGUGUGUGUGUGUAUGUGUGUUUUGUUGGCCCACAUACAGGGCAAACAUUUGUAAACUGGUAGCGAUAAACAGCUCUCAACUAUCACCACAAGGCACAGGGACCAUGGAGGGACGCUAACUAUAGCUGAAUGUUGCUAACGUUUUCGGUUCCAGUCUUUCAACACCAGCUAAGCCAACGUGCGUGGCAUUAACAUCGCACUACUUCUGCAUUUGUGGUUAUGUGUUUGUCAUGUUAAACUGAGCAGCUGUCAACCCUCCUGACAGCCCGUACACCUGCCUCAGACCUGCGAAGCCAAGGUCAAGUGGCUCCAUCCAGGACAGUUUGAGAAAUGCACCACCUUAAUGGGAUGUAAGAUCAGCUGUAGAGGAUAUCUUAUUUGUCUGCAGGAACACACUUCCGACUGUUUGCGGCCUAAACAGGUGCAUCAAUGAACGAAGAGACUCUUGAAGAAUCUCCCAAGAGCCCGCUCCCUGGCAGUGAGCCCGUGGAAGAAGAUGUGGGACAAAGCACAGAGAGGAAGAGCAGUGAGGCGGAAAACACCUCUGAGACAGCACCGGCUCCGGAGCCCACAGCUACCCCGGACAGCCUCGACUCAAAGGAAAACCCCAGCUCAGAUCCAGUAACGGAUACAGAGAAAGAGAUCAAGGAGGAAGAGGGGGACGACAUUAGGGUCACCGCUGGCGAGCCUCCCAUUGACUGGUUUGAGCCUCUGGAGGAUGAUGAUGAUGCUGACAGUGUUGGUCGGAAUGAUGCAGAGGAAGACAGCCUGGCAGGAGAAAGCGAGAGGAGCGAGAGCGUGCCAGGCAGUGAGAAGACCUUCAAAAAGAUUUAUCAGCUUAACGUUCCCCGCCGGAAGCGAUCACAUCCUGAUGAGGGAUGGGUUGAGUGGCCAAUACUUGGAGAGGGGUGGAAACGCAAAGAAGUUGUUCGACGCUCAGGUUCCAGUGUUGGACAGAAGGAUGUAUAUUACUUGGGUCCGCGAGGGGAUCGAGUGAGAAGCCGAGUAGAACUGGUUUCAGUGCUGGAGGGAUUUCUUGACUUGUCAACAUUUGAUUACAAGACAGGAAAGUUCUACGAAGGUGUCGCACCACCGACAAGAACUCGAAACAGAAUGAAGAGAAAGAUGCGGGAGCGUUCUUCUUCAGAGUCCAGCUGGGUGGACAGAGGAGAGGGGGCGGACACACCAGACUCCCACCACAGGCUCACCCCCAGUCUGGUGCCCAAAAACCUCAGCAGCAACCAGACAAAUUUCUCACCACAUAGUACGAUGGGAACCUCAAACCAAGCUCCUCGCAGUGAGGAGCGAUCUUCGGAAGUUAGAAUUAAACUUCCUCCUCCCUCGUCAUCUUCCAAACCAAUCCCUAUCCCUUCCAUAAAUGGAGACGUUAUGACGGAGGACAAUACUCUGUUCUGUGCCAAAUGUGGUAUUUCCUUCAUAGGCACAUGGUAUGACAAACAAAGGAAGAGGCCCUGCUGUCCCGGCUGUUGGGCUGCAUCAAAGACAAAAGAGCAUCCGAUGAUUCGCUUCAGAAAGUGGAUUCCAUGUGGACAGUGUGUGGGAUGCCACAACAAUAUAAACUGUGGGCAGUGCGCCAACUGCAAGCAUGGCCUGCAGAGCCCCGAGUCCCGGAAACGCAUAUGCCGGAAAAGGAAAUGCAUAUGUCCCAUUCGCAAGGGCCCUGGAAGUGCAGGCUAUAUGCCACAGACACUUUAUAAUGACAUUCCUGAUACAUUUGAUGACAUUAGUUUCCAGGGUGAAGUUAUGGAAUCACAGCACCUGAGCCUCAAAAGCAGUGACACAGAGAACAUCCACGUCAACGUGGACGUCGAUGAUGAGGAAGACCUGUCAACAGAUGACGACGAUGAUUGGCAUAAGAAGCGGAAGCGGCGAUCGUGUGGUGAAUGUAAAGCCUGUCUCUGCAGGAAAGACUGUGGCACGUGUGAUUUUUGUGUAGACAAACCCAAAUUUGGAGGCAGCAAUAAGAAGAGGCAGAAGUGUCGACUACGCCAGUGUCAGAGACAGGCAAUGAUGGGACAAGGUGACUACGGGCCAGAUGGCCAAAUGCUUCCUGGCAGGCCUAGACCUCACUACACAUACAGUCGGAAGUCAAAUUUCAAGAAAAACAGAGCGUCGGCAUCAGGCUUAGACUUCAGUGACAAUGAAGAUGAUGACUUACCAUUUAGUCAUUUGGAUUUCGGAGACAGGAAUGGAUUGCCUCACAUCGGCAACCACAACUCUGAGCUUGACCAGCUAAGCAGAUGGAAUGCAGCGAGAUCACGCUCAAAAUAUGUUGAUGAUGAUGACGACGACGAUGACGAAGAUGAAGAGGAGUUGCCCAUGAUCACACAGAUCUUCAGUUUGGCUGAUAACCCGGCUAGCAGCGGUGUGGAUGUAGAAAACCAGCUGAUGAAGCUGCUACACUCUUUGCGCUCCUCCGCACUGCCAAUCCUUUGGUAUGCCAUAAUGGUGGAGGGACCGCAGCUGCAGCUCAUCCAGUGUUCUAAACAGUCCGCUAUGACUGACACCACAGUGCUGAUCGACCCGGGCUUCUGCUAUCAGGUCACCGUCCAGAAGCAGCCACUGCUCCCCACCCAUUCGCUGUACGACACGUACCCAGGACGCCUGACCUCAGUGACUGAAGUGGUCAAUCUGCUUUUGGGCCUGGCGAAGUACGUUAUGUGCCAGGGACUGCCACCCAAACAGCCAUCAUCUAAUAAAGACCCAGUCAUACUGGCGCGGGCGUCAACAUGUGAUUUCUUGGUGAAGAGGAAAGUCCGCAUCUGUGCUAACUGCAGAGCGCUGAGAGGACUUUAACGCCAGUAGAGACAGAAGACCACUGGUUCUAUGGUGCAACUUUGUGCCAUGCUCUUGUUUUUCCUUUCUGUUGUUCUUUUGGUAAUAACACAUAGGACAAUUUACAGAUUUACCUCUGGACUGCAAAAGUAUGAUUUAAAUAUCUAAAUCACCAAAGGCAUUCCAGGAGCUGUGACAUAAUAAUCCAGGCGUGUUCCUUCUCAGAUGUUUUCUGUUACAUUGGUUUAGGGCUUUUCUUCACGACUGUUACGUCAGUUUUGGGCAGUGUGAUGGAUAGAGCCCACUGUAUGGUUAUUGUGCUUUUAGUUGAUUCACACUUUUACUUGAGGAAUCUUUAACCCUCACCCACCUGAACACUUUUCGUCUUCUUUCAACCUCAAACUUUGACUCUGUUCCAAAAAAUGAAAGUGAAAUUGUUAGCACUAAACCCUCUUUUCUUUUGAGCAGCAAUUUUUUGGCCGCAGCGUCAACAAUGGUGCAUUGCUACCUGUAUAUUGUGUUCCAUAUUGGAGGUAACCGGCAGACUGAUGGUUUUUGGUCAAAUAAAAAAGAAAGACUUUUUA
This is a messenger RNA of Acanthopagrus latus (yellowfin seabream), 3521 nucleotides long. It is a transcript of the gene mbd1b, whose product is annotated as methyl-CpG binding domain protein 1b. The record is from RefSeq and is a predicted model, not a curated record. Gene Ontology annotation, molecular function: zinc ion binding; DNA binding. The coding region runs from base 571 to 2958 and encodes 795 amino acids. Gene Ontology annotation, biological process: positive regulation of DNA-templated transcription. The transcript has 16 exons. Gene Ontology annotation, cellular component: Set1C/COMPASS complex. Lineage: Eukaryota; Metazoa; Chordata; Actinopteri; Spariformes; Sparidae.